AUGACCGGCUCAACACCGUACGGCUCCGGAUUAGCCGAAAACGACAUGAACAGCAGCACCGAUGAUGCCACGGAGCCGAAGAGAGUGGAACUUGGCACCGGCAAAGACAUGGACAAGAAACGGCGUGGCAGCGCAGGCGAGAAGAGUUCGGAUACGGAUCCCGGAUAUUCGGAACGGAAGGUGGAAGAGGGCGAGGCCUUCUUCCGCAGACUUGGAUGGAAGCGACUCACAGUUGUGCUAAUUGUGAACGCCAUUGCAUUGGGCAGUCUAAGCCUGCCGGCUGCCUUUGCGACGCUGGGCAUGGUCGCCGGCGUUAUAUCCUGCGUCGGUGUCGGCUUGCUGGCCAUAUACACCAGCCACAUCAUCGGUCUGGUCAAGUUGAAGUUCCCCGAGAUUGACCACUAUGGAGCCGCUAUGGGACUCCUGUUUGGCCGUUUUGGCAGGUUCGGAUAUGAAUUGGGCAGUGCCAUGUUUGUGAUAGAGCUCAUUCUGCUCGUCGGAUCUCACUGCCUCACGGGCACUAUUGCCUUUACCCACAUCACCGAGAGCAGUGUCUGUUCAAUCGUAUUUGGUGUGGUAUCAGCCAUCAUCCUAUUGCUUCUAGCUAUCCCCCCGUCCUUUACGGAACAGGCGAUACUCGGCUAUGUUGACUUCAUCUCCAUCAUUGGCGCCAUCGGCAUUACCAUGAUCGCCACCGGCAUCCGAUCAAGCCAUGAGAUACUGAGCGAGAGCACAUGGUCAGCGUGGCCAGCGCCUGACACGACCUUCAUUCAAGGUUUCGUGGCCAUCACAAACAUUGUAUUUGCGUACAGUUUCGCCAUGUGUCAGUUCACUUUCAUGGACGAAUUGAAGAAGCCAGAGGACUAUGUCAAGUCCAUUUGGUCGCUUGGAAUCAUUGAGAUCAUCAUCUACACCCUGACAGGUGCCAUCAUCUACGCAUUCGUCGGAUCUGAAGUCCAAUCGCCUGCACUUCUCUCUGCUGGCAAUGUGGUCUCGCGAGUUGCCUUUGGCAUUGCCCUGCCAGUGAUUUUCAUUUCGGGGUCUAUCAAUAUUACAGUUGCCGGGCGCUAUAUCCACGGACGCAUAUUCAAACACUCCAUAACCCGUUUUGUGAACACUACCAAAGGUUGGAUCACCUGGUUGGCUAUCAUUACUGUCAUCACCAUUCUGGCGUUUAUCACGGCUGAGGCCAUUCCCAUCUUCAGCGACCUCUUGUCUCUCUGCUCAUCUCUGUUUGUGUCGGGAUUCUCAUUCUACCUGCCUGCACUCAUGUGGUACAAACUGAUCAAGCAGGGCCGAUGGUAUGACCGCGAAAACCUUGGUCACGCUCUCAUGUGCGCUGUGGCAUUCGUGGUUGGUUUGGUUGUGUUGGGAUGUGGAACAUAUGCAAGCAUCGUUGAUAUCAGAGACAAUUUCCGAGAAGGGACAGUCAGCGGAGUGUUUACUUGUUAA
Pestalotiopsis fici W106-1 is the source of this 1452-nucleotide messenger RNA. RefSeq names its product N amino acid transport system protein. The record is from RefSeq and is a predicted model, not a curated record. The coding region runs from base 1 to 1452 and encodes 483 amino acids. Gene Ontology annotation, biological process: amino acid transmembrane transport. The transcript is spliced from 2 exons. Gene Ontology annotation, cellular component: vacuolar membrane. Lineage: Eukaryota; Fungi; Ascomycota; Sordariomycetes; Amphisphaeriales; Sporocadaceae. Gene Ontology annotation, molecular function: amino acid transmembrane transporter activity.